CAGACAGACCUGGUAGUAAUCGGUACAUACAUGAUUGCAUAAAUUUUUCUUGUGACAAGUUGCGAUUAGAAUAAUAGUUUGUUUUGCCUUUAAUAGAGUACAUAUUAUAAAGCUAAAUAUUUGGUUUUAUUUUUAUCUAAACCGGUUCAGGGACAUCACGAUGAGCGACGUAAAAGCCAAUUUGCCGCAGACAUUUAGCCAAAAAGCGGCUGAAUGCGUACCUCGUUACGUCGGGCAUUCAAUCGGGGGAAGUGUAUUCUUUCUUGCAUAUGCAAUGGCAAACACUGGAAUCGUGACAUUCAGCGUUGUCAUAGCAAUGGAAGCAUAUUUUACUGGCUGUUCUCUUCUUCACAUACAAGAGAUGGUGCAGGGACAGAAUCAUGGAGAAGAACGCAUAAAUUACUUUCUUGCCAUUGAAAAGCAUUUGUGCAAGAAAACACGUCAAUUUAUCAGAUUCUUGUUUCUCAUUGACGUGAUCAACUGCACCGCUUUCUACUACAAAAUUUGCCAAUCAUUAUUUGAGUCUCUUGUGUUUGAAAACCAUGUUCAAGUUAAAUACAGAACUGGAACAACAAUUAUUGCCUGUACUCUGACCACAGUAUUUCUCAUCGGAAUGGAAUAUGGUCAAAAAUAUUGGCUGAAGUCUCACAGAUCUUCACAGGUAAUAAUGUAUCUUAAUGUAUUGUAA
Molecule: messenger RNA, 688 nt
Organism: Styela clava
Lineage: Eukaryota; Metazoa; Chordata; Ascidiacea; Stolidobranchia; Styelidae
Source: RefSeq, a predicted model, not a curated record